AUGUUUAUUGUUGAUUAUUAUAAUUAUCUUUCGGAAAGAUAUGAUUAUUAUCAUACAAGAAGAGAUGAAAGAGUUAUUACUUGGCCAUUAAUGAGCAGACCUCACGAUAUGAUAAUUUUAAUUUUAGGUUACUAUUUAUUUAUAUUUUUAGGAAGAAAGAUAAUGAAGAAUCAAAAACCAUUCGAAUUAAAAUAUCCAUUAAUCAUUCACAAUGCAAUUUGUUUCCUUAUGAGUGUUUAUAUGGUUAUAGAGAUUGCCUAUCAAGCCUAUUCAAAUGAUUAUAAAUUAAUAUGCAAUCCAGUCGACUAUAGCGAAAAAGGUACAGGUAUGGCAAAAGUACUUUGGUUAUUUUUCUUCUCAAAAUUCAUUGAACUUAUGGACACUGUCUUUAUGGUAUUAAGAAAAAAAGAUAAUCAAAUAACUGUAAGUAUUCUUUAUACUGCUGGAGGUGAUUCAUAUUUUUCAGCCAUUAUGAAUUCAUUUGUCCACUCACUUAUGUAUGGUUAUUAUACCUUAGCAUUACUUGGUUACAGAGUUUGGUGGAAGAAAUAUUUAACUCAAUUACAAUUAAUUCAAUUCGUAUUCAAUAUCCUAUCAUCAUUUUUGGCCAUUUACAUGGAUUGUGAUUUCCCAAAUUGGAUGCAUUGGUCAAUGAUUGCUUAUAUGGUCAGUUUUAUUAUCCUCUUUGGUGCAUUCUACAAGAGAACCUAUAAAUCUGAACCAAAGAAAAAAACAGCUUAA
This is a messenger RNA of Dictyostelium purpureum, 741 nucleotides long. RefSeq lists its product as uncharacterized. Lineage: Eukaryota; Evosea; Eumycetozoa; Dictyosteliales; Dictyosteliaceae. Gene Ontology annotation, cellular component: endoplasmic reticulum membrane. Gene Ontology annotation, molecular function: fatty acid elongase activity. The transcript is spliced from 5 exons. Gene Ontology annotation, biological process: fatty acid elongation, saturated fatty acid; fatty acid elongation, monounsaturated fatty acid; sphingolipid biosynthetic process. The coding region runs from base 1 to 741 and encodes 246 amino acids. The record is from RefSeq and is a predicted model, not a curated record.